AUGCCACUCGUGCUUCUAACCGGAUACCCUUGCUCCGGUCUCACCUACCGCGCAAACCAGCUCGCCGCACUACUCGAAACAGCCCAAGAUGAACUCUUCGCUGCCACCGAGUCAGCGUCGCCCGUCACGCUAAAGUCUCGAUUCAAAGUCCAUGUUGUUCCCUCGCAUGACAGCUCGCACCCACGAACCGUAUACGACCAUGCGCGAACAGAGAAGGAGGCUCGCGGCGUAGCCUAUGCCCGCGCUAAGCGCGUCCUCACACGGGACAGCAUUGUAAUCUUGGACGGCAUGAACUAUAUCAAAGGAUGGCGGUACCAGCUCUGGUGUGAGGCCAAGGCCGCUGGAACAUCAUGCUGCGUGGUACAUGUCGGAACACCAGUUGACCAAUGUGUCGCGAACAACGACGCCCGACUCCAGCGUCAAGCGUCUGAACAGGGAAAAGAGUCCGAAACUACCCCUUCUCCCCUUUUGAAUACGAGAAAGUCCGUCGACAAUGAAGAUCCAUACCCACCCGAGCUCCUAAACAACCUCAUCUUCCGUUACGAAGAACCAAGCACCCACAGCCGCUGGGAUAAACCCCUCUUCACCGUCCCCUGGGCCGACGAAACACCCCCGGUAGCAGAUAUCUUCCACGCGCUCACGGGCGUCAUCCUCCCCUCCGCCCAAGAACCAUCCAUAACCCCCAUGACCGAUCUCACCUCCUCCCUCAGCGCUGCAUCCCUCUCCUCCGCCGCCAGUGUCACGACAACACGGACUUCAUUCACCCGUGGCGGAAGCGGAAGUGGGACCUCGAAACCACGUAUCGUUCCUCAUCAAGCUACCAUCCAAGCCGUUGCUACGGACCAUGGCGCCCUCUACGCGAUGGAGAAGAAGACCUCAGCGGUUGUUACUGCCAUUCGCUCGUUUACUCAGGCUACGCCUUCAGCCGAGGUGGCGUUGGCGCAGAGUAAAGACGGGAAGGGAAUCUCUGUUGCGGUUCCUGAGGCUUCGAUUCCGGUUUUCGUUCCUGCACAUGUUGCUACGACUGGUACUACGGAUGAACUUGCUGGGCCUGGUGGGGUCUUGGCGUUGCCGAGAUUGCAAAGAUUGAGAAGACAGUGGAUUAGUUUAAAUCGGGUGUACAUUGGUCAUGGACAUGGUGUUGGGCAGGGUGGGUUGGCGGCGGAUCAGAUUCCGGAUGCGUUUGUGAGGUUUUUGAAUUCGACUUUUGGAGGUGAUGAUGAUUCGUAA
Molecule: messenger RNA, 1230 nt
Organism: Penicillium odoratum
Lineage: Eukaryota; Fungi; Ascomycota; Eurotiomycetes; Eurotiales; Aspergillaceae
Product: putative RNA polymerase II Elongator complex associated protein Kti12
Exons: 3
Coding region: 1-1230 (409 amino acids)
Source: RefSeq, a predicted model, not a curated record